CCUCCCUUGAGCGUAGCAUUUAACAUCUGGCGGAACAGCAGGAGGAAGGCUCGCUCUUCGGCAAGUUUAUGUCACACGCAAACGCGGUUAUUUCCUUUACAAGAAACUGCAUCAGAUCAGGUGUAAGAACCUUUUAUAACAUGGCUGGAAAUGCUAACCAAGAAGGAAAUAAUGGGAAGAGAGGAGCUCUGAUAGUGAUAGAAGGGUGUGAUAGAACGGGAAAAACCACGCAAGCAGAAAUGCUGGUUGAAUCAAUAAAGAAAGAAGGCAAGCCUGCAAUAUACAUGAGGUUUCCAGAGAGAGGAACACAUAUUGGAGGUAUCAUCAGUAGUUACUUGUCAUGUGAAAAAGACUUGGAAGACCAUGCCAUACAUCUUCUCUUCUCUGCAAACAGAUGGGAAUUAUUGCCAAAGAUUUUAUCAGAAUUGAAAAGUGGAACAUCAAUAAUUGUAGAUAGAUAUGCCUUUUCUGGUGUUGCCUUUUCUGCUGCAAAGAAGAAUAUGAGUUUGGAGUGGUGUAAGAAGAGUGAUGCUGGACUUCCAAGACCAGAUCAGGUGUUGUUUCUUAACUUGCAGCCAGAGGAAGCAAAAAGGCGAGGGCAAUUUGGAGCGGAACGUUAUGAAAAGGAAGAGUUUCAGAAACGCGUCUAUGAAAACUUCCAGUUGCUGAAGGAUGAUGUGUGGAAGGUUAUUGAUGCAAAGAAGAGUGUUGAAGAUUUACAGGAAGUUUUAAAGACUGAGGCAUUAAAAACCAUAGAAAAUGUUAUGGAACAAAAUGAUGAACUAAAGAAGCUUUGGGUUUAAAGGUGUGAUUGUAAACAAUGUCUUAGACAUUGUCUGAGACAUUGACCUGAUGAUAUGGGCAUUUAAUUGUUUUUAUUUCAUUUUUUAAAUUCAUUUAUAGUCUGUUUAGGUAAUUUGUAAUUCAAGUUCAUUUUUAUUUUAAUUUAACUUAAAUGAUAUUCAAAAUGUGUCCUAGCCUGUCCAUGUUGACCAGAAACUUGCUAUCCAGCAUGCACCCAUUUGUUAUAGCACAGCAAGCUUAACCUUAA
This is a messenger RNA of Penaeus monodon (black tiger shrimp), 1051 nucleotides long. RefSeq names its product thymidylate kinase-like. The record is from RefSeq and is a predicted model, not a curated record. Lineage: Eukaryota; Metazoa; Arthropoda; Malacostraca; Decapoda; Penaeidae. Gene Ontology annotation, molecular function: ATP binding; dTMP kinase activity. Gene Ontology annotation, cellular component: mitochondrion; cytosol; nucleus. Gene Ontology annotation, biological process: dUDP biosynthetic process; dTDP biosynthetic process; dTTP biosynthetic process. The coding region runs from base 69 to 803 and encodes 244 amino acids. The transcript has 6 exons.